AUGGAUGGAGUUAAGUCACUUCCCACUCCUAUGCUUUAUGGUCUAAAACUUUCAGCUGGAAUGGGUGAUCCAAUUGAUAAUGUUUUUGAGUACAGAAGUGUUGUUGGAGCUUUGCAGUACAUAACCAUCACUAGACCCAAGAUUGCUUUUAGUGUCAACAAAGUUUGCCAAUUUAUGCAGAAGCCUUUAGAUACUCAUUGGAAGGUUGUCAAACAAAUUUUAAGGUAUCUCAAUGGCAUUACAGAUCUUGGUAUUGUGUUGAAGCCAUCAGAAGCUAUGAAUUUAGUGGGGUUUUGUGAUGUUGAUUGGGGGAGUGAUGUUGAUGAUCGAAGGUCUACAUCUGGGCAUUGUGUUUUUCUUGGGAAAAACUUGGUUUCAUGGAGUUCAAAAAAGCAGCACACUAUUUCCAGAUCUAGUACUAAAGCAGAAUAUAGAAGCUUGGCUAGCUUGACCUCAGAAAUGUUAUGGUUGCAGUCCUUCUUGUUUGAGCUCCAAACUAAGAUGACUAUGGUUCCUGUAAUUUGA
Molecule: messenger RNA, 525 nt
Organism: Vitis vinifera (wine grape)
Lineage: Eukaryota; Viridiplantae; Streptophyta; Magnoliopsida; Vitales; Vitaceae
Product: secreted RxLR effector protein 161-like
Exons: 1
Coding region: 1-525 (174 amino acids)
Source: RefSeq, a predicted model, not a curated record